AUGCUUUCAUCUUGUUCAUUGAUUACAAAACGUGCUUUUUCAAAAGAUCUUCUUGCAUCGCAAUGGAAACGAGCAGACCCAAAUAGAUACUGGCGUGCUCAGCAUAAAUUACCCAAAGAUGAUCAAGAGCAUGGUCCACUUGCUGAGUUACCUGAUUAUUCUUACUUAAAUAGUGAACCAUCACAUUUAUCAACAGUACAACGUAAAAGAUAUGAUUUUAAUUCAUCUGUUGUUCAUCGUAUACAUGAACUUGAUGCAGAAUUAACUAAAGCAAAAGCGUUGUAUGCAGAAAAAAUAACAUCAACAAUGACAGAUUAUAAUAAAACUGUUCAAAUUGCUAAACAUAUUGCAACACCAUCUUCAUCAGAAAUAGUUAAUGUUAAAUCAUUAAAUAAAGCAGCUAAACCAUCAAUUUCUCAUCCGAAUGAUUAUUCAUUGCAACCAAAUCUACUCAAUGCUCUUCGUGAAGCAAAAAGUUACAAUGAAGCUUAUGAAGAAGUUGUUGAUCCAGUUGGUGCGAUUGUUCCAAAUAAACUUAUGCAUAUCGAACGACCACCUUACAAACGUACAGGUGAACGACGUCGUUAUCAUAAAAUAUUUGCACUUCGUACACCUAAAGUUCGAGUGUUUCCAAGAUAA
Molecule: messenger RNA, 639 nt
Organism: Adineta steineri
Lineage: Eukaryota; Metazoa; Rotifera; Eurotatoria; Adinetida; Adinetidae
Source: the annotation of a GenBank genome assembly